AUGAGCGCUACUGAAGAUAAGAAGGACCCAGCUUCCAUGCUUGCUGAAUUGAAGCUAGACAAGGAUGAGGGCAAUAAAACCCCAGAAACCAAGACUCCGGAAUCCAACAGCGCAGAAACUAAAACUACAGAAGAGGUGAAAGAAUUGAAGAAUCCAUUCACUCAAAAGAAAGAAGAUGUUGAGAAUGAUGCUGCAGAGGAGAAGACGAAUGAAGUUAAUAAGGAUGAUGCCAAGGAUGAGAGAGAGAACAAAGAUACUAAUCUGAUCAAAUCCGAAUACGAAGUCAAGGUGAAUCUAGCUGAUCUGCAGGCUGAUCCAAACUCUCCAUUGUACAGUGUUAAGUCUUUCGAUGAAUUAGGGCUAUCUCCUGAGCUUUUGAAGGGUAUUUACGCUAUGAAGUUCCAAAAGCCUUCCAAGAUUCAAGAAAGAGCACUGCCACUACUUUUAUCUAAUCCACCAAGAAAUAUGAUUGCCCAAUCUCAAUCAGGUACCGGUAAGACAGCUGCAUUUUCUUUGACCAUGCUCUCCCGUGUCGAUGAAACUCAAAACGUUCCACAAGCUAUUUGUUUAGCACCAUCAAGAGAAUUGGCCAGACAAACUCUAGAAGUCAUUCAAGAAAUGGGUAAAUAUACAAAAAUAACUACUCAAUUGAUUGUUCCAGAUUCAUUUGAAAAGAACACAAAGAUUAAUGCCAAUGUAGUAGUUGGUACUCCAGGUACUUUAUUAGAUUUGAUCCGUAGAAAACUGAUCCAAUUACAAAAUGUGAAAAUAUUUGUUCUUGAUGAAGCAGACAAUAUGUUAGAUAAACAAGGUCUGGGUGAUCAGUGUAUCAGAGUAAAGAAGUUCCUACCAAAGGAUACGCAAUUAGUUCUAUUCAGUGCCACUUUUGCUGAUGCUGUGAAGGCCUAUGCACAAAAGGUUAUUCCGAACGCCAACACACUGGAGCUUCAAAGAAAUGAAGUGAAUGUUAAGGCUAUUAAGCAGUUAUAUAUGGACUGUAAUGAUGAAGCUCACAAGUACGAAGUUUUGUGCGAACUUUACGGUUUGCUAACCAUCGGAUCAUCCAUCAUCUUUGUUGCUAAGAAGGAUACUGCCAACCUCUUAUAUGGAAAAUUGAAGCAUGAAGGCCAUCAAGUCUCCAUUUUACACAGUGAUUUGAGAACAGACGAGAGAGACAGACUAAUCGAUGACUUCAGAGAAGGUAGAUCUAAGGUUCUAAUUACAACCAAUGUCCUGGCGCGUGGUAUUGAUAUUCCAUCGGUUUCCAUGGUUGUUAACUACGAUCUUCCAACUUUACCAAACGGAAUGCCAGACUACGCUACAUAUGUGCACAGAAUUGGUAGAACUGGUAGAUUUGGUAGAACCGGUGUGGCUAUCUCCUUUGUUCAUGACAAGAAGUCUUUCAAGAUAUUAUCUGCUAUCCAAGACUAUUUCAAGGACAUCGAACUAACCCGUGUUCCAACAGAUGACUGGGAUGAAGUUGAAGAUAUUGUUAAAAAGGUAUUGAAACAAUGA
Nakaseomyces glabratus is the source of this 1515-nucleotide messenger RNA. It is a transcript of the gene DBP5, whose product is annotated as ATP-dependent RNA helicase DBP5. Gene Ontology annotation, cellular component: cytoplasmic stress granule; nucleus. Gene Ontology annotation, biological process: poly(A)+ mRNA export from nucleus. Gene Ontology annotation, molecular function: RNA helicase activity; RNA binding; ATP binding. The record is from RefSeq and is a predicted model, not a curated record. NCBI's taxonomy places the organism in Eukaryota, Fungi, Ascomycota, Saccharomycetes, Saccharomycetales, Saccharomycetaceae.